Molecule: messenger RNA, 2275 nt
Organism: Chara braunii
Lineage: Eukaryota; Viridiplantae; Streptophyta; Charophyceae; Charales; Characeae
Source: the annotation of a GenBank genome assembly
GGGGAGUGUGGUAGUGGCGAGGGGCGAUAACACAUUCGAGGAGCUGUUGAUCAUAUGGAGUGGGAAAAGGUUGUGGUGAGCGGUGGGGUGGGCGGUGGCAAUGUCGGUGGUUCGGAAAUGGAAGACGAGGAAUUGGAAGACGAAGGAGGAGAUGCCGGUGUUUCUGCGGGGCUAACUUCCAAGGGGAAGGGAAAACGCACAACGCAAUUGUCGCCGACGCUAGCUGCGCCCAAGAAACAGGCUCGAAGGAAAGCUGUGGACGAAGCUCGAGUCGCCUUGGAUGCAUCUCAAGGGACGCUUGGUGAAGCCGAUGUGAAAUGCAAAUCAAGUGCUCGGGUUCGCAAAAUGUCACAACCCAGGAAGCCCGUGCGGCCAUCAAGGCGCCAGAAAUCGGAGGACUCCAGCGACGAUGCUGAAGGGGUGGCCCCUCGCUUGCUCUCCCUCCCUGACGACGACGAGCAGGAGACAAAGAAACCCAGUGCGAUUCCUACAAUUCCGUUGGGAGAUAUCGCCUUCAACCAGCGAUCGCUGAACCCGGCCAUCGUUGCAGGCAUCGAAGCGGCAAUCGAUGCAUCAACUCGUCCAAGGUCCGAGGAUGAUCCGGCUCCGUGGGAUCCACCGGAGUUGGUGCUGGCUCUGAUGACGCCAUCAAUGGACGAGAACAGCCAAGGGAUACACGUCCUUCCACAGGACUUCGAUCCCGAUAGGGCAGAUGAGUAUUUCUAUUACCCGGUUGUCGGUCAACAUACUUCCGAAGCUAUGAAAAGAACAGUGGCAAAUAAUUCUGCAGCAGUGGAGGUGUUCGGCUUUCGGAAUUAUGAUCCUGUGCGGAUCAUUUAUUUCGACGACGACCAUACGAACGGGUACGCGUAUGUUUCGAUAUACGACAACACAAGAGUUGACCGUGCUAUGUUGUCGUCGUUCCACCAAGCCUACGAGGACAUAAGAGGAUUUUGGGACUCGAAGAAACGGAUCGGCCCUGUGGGGAACGUGUCCAAAGGGGAUCCCGCCGGUUUGAUGCACCAGGAAGAGUGGAGGAAAUUUUUGAGGGCGUGCAUGAGAAAGUCAUGUGAGAAAUCACUGUGGACCGAGUGUUUGGCUCCGAAGUGGCAACAGGACUGGACGAACAGAAUGAGGGGAUACAUGAAUGUCGCCACAUGCAGGGAAAGGAUAUGGACAUUGGUAAAGGAGUUUUUUCUGAAGUUCGAGGCAGGGGAGUUGGCGCUAUACGACAACAAAUGCCCAAAGGACUUGCCCGGGAAGCAGGAAGGCCGGGUGCCGGGCCAAUUCACUGAAGAGGUGCAAGGGAAGAAGGAGGUGUUCCAUUGCAUACCAGCUAGGGACGGGGGACUGAACGCUACGGUGUCCUUCAAAGAUCUAUUUCCGUCAAACUUCAAAUGUUUUGGAGAUAUGACGGCACGAGAGAAGGAAAUUGCAUUGCGGUUGAUGAUAAAUAAGAAAGUCGUCGCCACUACUAGACUGGUUCCUCCUGGGAAGUUGAAUAUGACCAACCUCCUCGACAUCAUAAUGCGCGAGAGAUACAUGAUGCGUCUGUUCAACUACAUCGUCUUCAAAUCGAAGAACAGAGAGGCGAGAGAAUGGAAGGACGGGAACUUCUUCGACUAUGAAAAAGUGGAGCAAAGGUUUGGUGUGAGGGCAGCUGAAUGGGAUGAGGAAAGGGAUAGGAUCCCUUUGGAAUACGUCCGGAGGGUUCCAAAAAAACUCGGUGGAGAGCAAGAGGAAAAAGGUCUGAAAGGAGCUGGCUUAAAGGCCAAGGAGACAUUGUAUAGGGACGCGCCUUUCCACUUCAAGUACUUCGUAUACCAUGCAAUUGGAAGAGUGGGGUUGCUGACAGCUGAGUUGCGACGGUUGAAGAACGCUGAGCUUAAGCUAGGUUGGGAAAAGAAACAACGACGGUCGACAUUGCUACCAGUCAACAUGCACCCCAAGAAGUUGCUGCCCGCGGCCGACGAAAUUGUGACUGCGGCCAUGAACUUGAAUUGCAAGGCGGCUAUCCUCGAUCUCGCCAACCCGAAGGAGUGCCUUGCAUGGUCGCCAGCUGAUUUCGAUGCUUUGCACAAAACGAUGACGAAAUUGUGCGGUAAUAAUUGGAUUUUGAUUGUUUUUGCCUUGCAAAAACAACAUAAGAUCAUCAUGAAGCAGCUUUACAAAUGGGACGAUGUAGAGGUGAUACCCGAGACUUGAAAGCGUUAUAUUGGGGCCGGAACGGCUGUCAGCAGGUACGAAAACUUGUAAGUCGAUUAUAAGGACACGA